CACUGACAUUUGACAUGUCAAACGGGUGAUACGUCUCUCUUCAGAACCUGCUUCUGCAGCGAGAAAAACAAAGAAAAAAUGCCUCGUCUAGUACGGCAGAGGCCUUUGACCGAGCGAAUCAAAUCCUACUUGAACCCGCUCGAUCUCCUACUAUGGCUCUCCGAGGAGCUCAACUCCAACGACUGGGAGCAGUUUCAACGGGACUGGGGAAUCCCAAUAGGGCUUGGGUUGAAUAUCGUCAUGAUGAUAGCGAAAGCCAACAGUGGAAGCUCCAGUAUAGGAACAAGAGCGGACGACGUCUUUGGCGACGAUGGGAAUGGUAGCGGGUGGCUACGCUGGCUGGCAACCUUCAUAGCACAUUCUCUCACUCUAUUCUCCCUGCUCAACGCCUUCUACACAUUCGCUCGCAAACGGCACUACCGCCUGUUCGAAUCCCCCAUCGACCAAGUGCCCAGCACCCCCUCCGCGCAUCGCGUCCGUGUAGAUUCGUCUCCAGUCUCGUCAUCCCCCUUACGCUUCCUAUCGCAAAUGAUUACCGUCCCUACCGCUGCCUCCCGCGCACAUCCAGACGCGACACGCGACGUAUGGGAGCUGGCCAUAUGGGAUCCCACACCAAUAUGCCUGCGCCUCUUCUGCGUCUUCAGCCCGGGCCAUGUCCUGAUCUACUCUCUUUUCCUACCCGUCGCAGACCACGACCCGAGACCCAGCACGACCGUGCUUACCGCCAUGGUUCUCACGGGCCUACUCUCAGCGCAGCUCCUCUUCCUCCAGUCGUUCUUCUCCCAGCAGUCAAAAGACUCCGCGCUCAUCCACAAGGAAGUCCUUCACGAAUACGACACCAAAUUCGUGCACCCGCGCUUGACCCCGCAAGUGCGAGACGUUGGCACCCAGUAUACCAGUACUUCCAUAGCCACCGACGCCAGUAAUUCCAAGUUCAGUAUAAAAUACGACCUGUACAACAGCGUAGACGCCUCUCCCGCUACCACAAUCAUCAACCGCGGGUUCCAAACAAACCCGAAUCCCAAUUACGCCAAGCACGUCGAUCCAGACGGCGUCGCCGCCGCCUCAUCAUCAUCAUCUUCUUCGACAUUUCCACGCAGCUUCACAUCAGGCCAGAGAAUGGGCGGCUCGUUCGCCACGCCCGGCCGCCCUGGUCCUGGUCGGGACCAUCCAUCUUCAUCCUCUUUUACGCCCAUGCGGAAUUACAAUAGUACCGCGAUGCGUCAGCCCCAGUUCCGCCCAGUCCCAAGCGGUGGCGACGGCGGAAGUCUCGGCGUAUACUCGCAUGCACAGUCUCCGUUGCGGAAAUCUGCCGUCACUCAGCAUUUGGCGGCCCCUCCUUCUCUCGACGAAAACAGCGGGCUUAAUCGGAGUAGAAGUAUGCAUAAUCUGCAUCGCUCGAAGCGCGAAUCAAGUCCGCUGAAACGCGAAUCUAGUCCGUUCUUAAUGGAUGGACGUGGCCGUUCUGGAUCAGGUUCCGGUUCCGGUUCAGGAUCCGGCUCAGGAUCAGUAUCAGGAUUAAGUCGGCGAUUACGUCUAGAUCCGAUGCAGGCAAGACGAGAGACUGGGAGGUUUUAGACCUUUGUCUUAGAGUCCGCUAGUACUCC
Messenger RNA from Xylona heveae TC161, 1607 nucleotides. RefSeq lists its product as hypothetical. The record is from RefSeq and is a predicted model, not a curated record. Gene Ontology annotation, biological process: regulation of exit from mitosis; maintenance of rDNA. The transcript is spliced from 2 exons. Bases 79 to 1578 code for a protein of 499 amino acids. NCBI's taxonomy places the organism in Eukaryota, Fungi, Ascomycota, Xylonomycetes, Xylonales, Xylonaceae.